AUGGAAGCUUCCUGGCGCCAGGUGGCCGGUGGCCGAGGCCGGGCCCGAGGCCGGGGCUCCCCAGCGCCCUCCGGAGGAAAUGGAGUCCCUCUGCGCGGCGCGGGAGGAGGGCGAGAGAAGGGCCCGGCGAGCUUAUGUCUCGGAGAAAAUUCGAGGAAAUCAAGAAGGCUAAUCAAGCUGCAGCCAAGAAGCUGGUGGAAGAGCACGGCAGCUCCUCCUCCGACGAAGAGGGCGAUGAGGACUCUGAAGGGAAACGGGGGCGGAUAGUCGCUAACACGUUUGUAACCUACACUACUCAGGCAGACGGAGACAUGCGCGAGCUGGAGCGGACCAAGCAGUAUGUCAACGAAGCCUUCCAGGCGGGGGCCAUGACCUGCCUCAUCUGUAUCGCGUCUGUGAAGAGGAGCCAAGCUGUCUGGAGCUGCUCGGGGUGCUUCUGCAUCUUCCACAUGCCCUGCAUCCAGAAGUGGGCCAAGGACAGCCAGUUCCUCGUGUCUUCUGUGACGGACGAUGAUUUUGGGAAGAAAGAGUAUCCUUGGCCUUGCCCAAAAUGUCGGUUUGAGUACAAGCGGUCAGAGACGCCUAGUCGGUACUACUGCUAUUGUGGGAAGGUGGAGAACCCGCCCUUCGACCCCUGGCUCGUGCCUCACUCGUGUGGCCAGGUGUGUGAGAGGGAGUGUAACCCCCCCUGUGGCCACAAGUGCCUGCUCCUCUGUCACCCAGGCCCCUGCCCUCCUUGCCCAAAGAUGGUCACCACGACUUGUUACUGUGGGAAGGCGAAGCCCGUCCCGCGUCGGUGCAGCACCAAGGAGUGGUCCUGCCAGCUGCCGUGCGGGCGGAAGCUACUGUGUGGACAGCACAAGUGCGAAGACCCUUGUCACGCAGGAAGUUGUCGGCCGUGCCCGAGAGUUAGUAGACAGAAGUGCGUCUGUGGCAGGAACGUGGCAGAAAGGAACUGUGCCAGUCCGCUGUGGCACUGCGGCCACGUGUGCGGGAAGACACUGCCGUGUGGCCACCACACGUGCGAGCAAGUGUGCCACGUGGGCGAUUGCGGUGGCUGUCCUCGCUCUGGGAGACGGUCCUGUCCCUGUCAGAAAUCAAAGUUUUCUUUGCCGUGUACGGAAGAUGUACCGACCUGUGGAGACAGCUGUGACAAAGUGCUCGAAUGUGGAAUCCAUAGAUGUUCACAGCGCUGUCACCGAGGCCCUUGUGAAACAUGCAGACAGGAAGUGGAAAAGCAGUGUCGCUGUGGGAAGCACACAAAGCGGAUGCCGUGCCAUAAGCCGUACCUGUGCGAGACCAAGUGCGUGCAGAUGCGCGACUGCCAGAAGCACCAGGGGCGGGCCAGGUGUUGCCCUGGAAACUGCCCACCUUGUGAUCAAAACUGUGGACGGACUUUGGGGUGUAGAAACCAUAAGUGUCCAUCCAUCUGCCACAGAGGCAGUUGCUAUCCCUGCCCAGAAACGGUGGAUGUGAAGUGUAACUGCGGCCACACGAAGGUGACUGUCCCCUGUGGCCGCGAACGCACCACGAGGCCGCCCAAGUGCAGAGAGCCGUGCAGUCGGCCACCAAGUUGUCAUCACACAAGUCAAGAAAAACACCGCUGUCACUUCGGCUCUUGUCCACCGUGUCAUCAGCCUUGCCAAAAAGUCCUGGGGAAAUGUGGUCACCUGUGUCCUGCGCCAUGUCACGAUCGCGCGUUGGUGAAGCAGACCGGCCGGUGCCAGCCGACAGGCCCCUGGGAACAGCCUUCUGAGCCAGCAUUUAUUCAGACUGAGUUACCUUGUCCCCCAUGCCAAGUUCCUACUCCCAUGGAAUGUCUUGGGAAGCACGAGGUGAGCCCGCUGCCGUGCCACGCCGCCCGGCCCUACUCCUGCAGGAGGGCUUGCGGACGCACCUUGGGCUGCCAGAACCACACGUGCAUGAAGGAGUGCCACAGGGUAACCGAGGCCGACGGCGAUGCGGGCAGGAACAAGGCCGGCCCAGAAUGCCUUCGCUGUGAAGAAGGGUGCUCCAAACCACGGCCGCUGGGCUGUCCUCACCCGUGUGUCCUGCCCUGUCACCCUGGGGAAUGCCCCCCUUGCGUGCAGAUGCUCAGAAUCAAGUGUCACUGCAAGAUCACGAGUCUCUACGUGGAAUGCAGGAAAAUAACCACAGCUGAUGUAAAUGAAAAGAACCUUCUCAGUUGUUGUAAAAAUCAGUGCCCCAAAGAGGUAACCUUUCACAGAACCUUUCGAGAUGUGUUUUCUGGGCAUCGAAUCUGUCAGAUUAUCCUCAUUUUGGUUGAGUCAUCUUAUUUUAGGUUUUCCUGCUGGCUCUACUCAGGACAGAAGGCGGUCGCCGUGUCCAUCCAGACACCCGAGUGGGCCAAUGCGCCGGGUAGGUCGGUGCCACUCCGUGGGAGAGUGCGGAUCGCGGACAUCCCGUCGUCCCCGACCCUCUGUGGGCAGCGCUGCCCUGCACGGUGUCCUGUGGAGCUUGUAAAGGACAAACAUCCGGGAGCAGGAUAUUUAAUUGCAGCCCUGUCAUCGGCUGUGACUGAGUGUGGCCGUUCAGUGAUCCCUAGCACCCCACACUGGGAGACAAGUUUGCUGUCCCUGGCACGCAGUGAGGGCUUUGCAGGAGAGAGAACUUACACUGGGCGUCUGGAUUCCCUGCAGGAGCUGCAGUGCCACAGAGCACGCGAGAACCAAGUCUCGGUGGACUGCGACGCCACGUGCAAGGAGCUGAAGCGGAAGGCGUCCGAGAUAAAAGAAGCAGAAGCCAAAGCUGCCGCUGAAGAGGAAAAACGAAGACAACAGGCUGAACUGGAGGCUUUUGAAAACAGGCUGAAGGGUCGUCGGAAGAAGAACAGGAAAAGAGACGAAGUGGCCGUCGAACUGUCGCGAUGGCAGAGAUACAGAUAUUACCUCCUUCCGGUGUGCGGGGCUGCGCUCGCAGUGUUCGCGUGGUACCUUGUCCGUGACGUGGAAUAAGCCGAGUUUUCACCUGUUACUAUACCUCAGCCGGGGUUUAGUGCGUUGUCGAAUUUGGAAUAUUAAAACGUGUGUCACAGCCCGUCACGUGCAUGCCCGUUCCUCUCUGUCCCCUCCAGCUCGGGUUAGGAGGACGGAAUGUAAGCCUCGCCGUAGUUAGCGCUCCAGAAAGGGCAGGGCGACCUGUGGGCGGAAGCGUGGCGGGUGGGACCGUGCUCCGUAAGGCUCAGCCGGGGGCGGGCGAUGCGCGAGUGCUCCGUCGUCCUUUCCUGUGUUAGCUUAGUGGUUUCACUUACCAUCUCAGACCAACCUUUGCUUUUUCUUAAGUAAAAUUUUAAUGAAACUGAGCCAUAUAUGCAGCGAGAGGACUGUUUCUUAAUGUUUUGGUUACUUAUUAAAAGGUACUUUUCUUAAUCAUGUAAGCUUGUACUUUUAAAAAAAAAAGAAAUUCUCUAAGAGACCUU
This is a messenger RNA of Tupaia belangeri chinensis (Chinese tree shrew), 3439 nucleotides long. RefSeq names its product nuclear transcription factor, X-box binding like 1 (gene NFXL1). The record is from RefSeq and is a predicted model, not a curated record. Lineage: Eukaryota; Metazoa; Chordata; Mammalia; Scandentia; Tupaiidae. Gene Ontology annotation, cellular component: nucleus. Gene Ontology annotation, molecular function: DNA-binding transcription factor activity, RNA polymerase II-specific; RNA polymerase II transcription regulatory region sequence-specific DNA binding; zinc ion binding. Gene Ontology annotation, biological process: regulation of DNA-templated transcription.